This is a messenger RNA of Erigeron canadensis, 1520 nucleotides long. Its product is annotated as AT-hook motif nuclear-localized protein 5-like. The transcript is spliced from 5 exons. Lineage: Eukaryota; Viridiplantae; Streptophyta; Magnoliopsida; Asterales; Asteraceae. The coding region runs from base 295 to 1287 and encodes 330 amino acids. The record is from RefSeq and is a predicted model, not a curated record. Gene Ontology annotation, molecular function: minor groove of adenine-thymine-rich DNA binding.
CCCUUUUGUUUUUUUGUGUAACUUCUUGGUUUAUAGCCUAUAAAGUUUGAAUCUUUAUCACUAAAGGUUCAAUAUUUUUCCUGUUUUUGCUGAUUUUUUGGGCUAAUUUUGUGUUUCUUGAAAAACCCAUGUAAAACCCUUGAUAAAGUUUGAAUCUUUAUUUGUGGGGUUGUGUUUAAAUCUGGUAUUUAGGGUUGUUUGUUGCUCAAUUGUGGUUAUUAGGUUGGAAUUAUAGGUAAUUGUGGUUAAUUGUUUGAGUUUUUGUGGCCGAGUGUUAGAUUAUUGAGUAAAUGCAUGGAUGGAAGGGAGGGAAUUCCAUCCUUUUAUCUUAAUAGAGGGUUUCGUGGGUCGGGUUCGAAUGCCGGGUCAGGUAAUCAAGGUGGAGGGUUUAAUGUCCCUCCACCAGGUUUUAAGACUCAGUCAAACCCUAAUAUGUCACCUCAUGGACAUAGCAAUAUGAGGGUAGCUUCCUCAAUGGGCCCACCAUUCCAUUUGGAACAUAACCCGCAACCAUCUAGUUAUCCGCACGGAUUUAACAUGGAUGGUGGCGGAAGUGGUGGUGCUGGGAAUGAUGAUGAUGACCAUGGUGGUGCUAUAAUAUCCAUUCCCACCCCUGGAAGUGUGAAGAAUGAGUCUAUUGUAAAGAAAAAAAGAGGGAGACCAAGAAAGUAUGCACCUGAAGGGGGGUCUCAUAUGGCAUUGGCACUGACACCGGCAUCCUCGGUUGCAUCACCUGAUCCAAACACACCGACACCGCAAAAGAAGAGGGGGAGGCCUCGUGGUACUGGAAGGAAACAACAGCUUGCAAAUGUUGGUGAAUGGAUGCAUAAUUCGGCGGGAUCGGCUUUCACACCUCAUAUCAUUCAUAUAGGGGUUGGAGAGGAUGUUGCAGAAAAAAUAUUAGCGUUUGCACAGCAGAGGCAAAGGGCUCUGUGCAUCUUGUCAGGCAACGGUUCUGUGUCUUCCGUGACAUUACGUCAAUUUUCGUCUUCUGGCGGGACCGUCACUUAUGAGGGUCGUUUUGAGAUACUGUGCUUAUCGGGUUCUUACCUGCUUGCUGAAAGCGGUAGCCCCCGUAAUAGAACUGGCGGUCUUAGUAUUUCUGUUUGUAGUGCUGAUGGUCAAGUGAUCGGUGGUGCAAUUGGUGGUAAACUUAUUGCUUCUACCCUAGUACAGGUAGUGGUUUCUAGCUUCUUGUUUGGCGGUGCUGGAGAUAUUACAAAGGCAAAGACUCCAACCGACCCACCAUCAGGAGAUGAAAAGAGUCCUGGAGUUCAGCUUAACUAGACAUCAUCUUGUAGAUUAUUGAUGGGCUUUGUGUUGAUGUAUUCUGUAACAAAGUAAGUUGACAUCUUUAUGCUCGUUUUAGUGUUAGACUUUUUAUUUUUUUAUUUUGCCCAUCUGUAGCUAGUAUCAUUUGGUGAUUGGGAUCUGAAAAUUAUCUUCUUUGAGGAUGCAAUUAUGUUCAUUUCCAGAGAUUGUUCAUGGUGAAGUAUGCAAAUUCUUUCCUGAUUCUUGAA